ACGCACGCACGCGCGCGCACACACACUUUAAUAAAAUAUCUAAUAUAUUAAAAGUUUAGGUAUACCUAAAAAAAAUCUAGUUAGUAUUAAACAUAUCAAGAUUAAAUAUUCAUGUUCUUUACAUUACGUUGGAUGAUUUUAGAAAAUAAUGUAGAAAACAAUAAAUCACAAAAAAUAAAUUUUUUUUACAGACUGGGUGACAGAUAGAUGUUUUAUAUGUGGAUGUUUUGAUGCACAACCUGUAAUUUAGAGAAGUGUUUGUCGAAAUGAUGUGGUUGAAUGUCACAGGCCCUUUGACGCUGCAUUUAUCUUUCUCACCACAAACCAACUCAGUGCUUCUGCGCUUGCUUUGGCUUGUGUUAUGAUUCACACCAUCGUCUUCCUUAUUAAAACGGACAUAUGAACGACAUGAACUAAACAAACAUGAGCAGCAUUACGCAUUAAGGAUAUUAGUGACUAAAAUAGUUGUGCUUGCGUGGGUUAAAACGCCUAAUCAAUUGAGAUGAUUUAAAGAAAAAAUCCGCGUGGUUCAGACAUCGACGCCAAAACUUUAAAGGGUUUAUUAGUUUGUCAACACUUUAUCAUCGGCAAUGGACACUUCUGACGGCUCUGUAAACCGUAUUGGUCGCACUAUUUGGACAGUUUGGGGUUAUCUGUCAGGGGCUGUUGCAAGAUAUCUUAGCCCGGAAGUCACUGAUAAUGGAAACCAAAGUGUUAAUUCUAGAGCAGAUACUGUCAACAGGAAUACAGCAAAAAAUACUGACAGGCCAGUAAAGGAGAUUGAUGCUGAGAAACAUAAGGAAGAAACGAAAUAUAAUCCAGCAGAGGCCAGAUAUCAUGUUGCCACAGUUGAAUGGGAAAAAACUGAUGUGGUCCAGGAGGACAAUAAUGAACUCCGUGUUGAUACCACAAUUACAGAAAGUAACCAUUGCAAAACCGAUGACAAGCAAACAGAUGAAGCAAUAGCUUUAGAUGUUCAGGUGAAUUAUGAAAAUGAAGAAAAACAAACAAAAGAUGAAGCACAUAUUGAAAAAGAAGUUGCUAUAUCCAUCAAGCAUAGGGCAAAUAUUGAGUUAGAUGGUUGUGAACGUAAGCAAGAGCUAAAAGAAACUGAGGACACUGAACAGAAAGAUGGAAAAGAAGAUUUUGAUCAUUAUAAUGAAGAUGAUGGUGAAGAGGGUGUAAUGAGGACAGAAGCUUUAGAUGACACAGAAGUUACCGACCAAUCUGUCCAAGAUGUAGAUCAGAAAACGCUGAUGAAUAAGAUGGAGUAUGAAGAGACAGAAAACAUCAGGAUUGCAGAAGAUGCCAGAGACCUUCUCGGGGAAAACGUAGUUAAAUAUGUAUUUGAUAAAGAAGAGCAAAUCAUUUAUACGGAUCAGGAGAAAACUGAGAGUGUUGAGGACAAAGAAACUGAGUCACUAGUGAAAGAUGAAGGGCUGCCUUCCAGUCUGGGGAGUUUAACACAGGAUGAGGAAGACCUUUUGAAGCCUCUUGAGAAUAAAAGGCUCAGUUUAUUGGAUGAAUACCCAAACAUUUUAGAAAAUGAGGGGAUACAGACACCAGAAAGACAAGUAAUAGAUGACAUUUCUAAAAAUGUGGUUGAGAUACCUGGAACUAGUGCUACAAGUGAGCCGGAUGAAAACAUUGAAGAAGAUGAACAACAAAAGUGUCUGGACGCUGGUGAAUUACCAACUACAAAUGUUUUCGGUGAGAAGGAAGCCCAUGAAAUCCAAACACAAUCUCUAUUAGAGUCAGUAGAAACACCGUCAGGGGGUUCAAAAGAAAUAUUUGAUGAUAGCAUUGCACACAAUGAAAUAGGGCUGAAAACAUCUACAUCAGUAAAUGAAGUAGCAGAUGAAAUUUUUGAUGCAUCAGAGGACCCCCUGCACUCAGAUUUAUUAAAACAGAAUUCUACUGAAACAGUAAAUCAUUCAGAACGUACUGUCUGUGACCUCCCUCAAGAACCAAGUAACAGACCAGCGAUCGGAUUAGUAAAUUCAGGGGAUUUGGACCAAAUUACUGCAGUCGUAACAUCUUUGGGAUCUUUUGAGGAGAUGAAGGCCAACAUAAGCGAGCUGCACAUUCCAGCAGAAGAUCAUUCACAAAGCUCUGAUAUGACCCCAUAUGAACCCUUAAAUGAAACGUUUGUGAAAGCAGCUGAGUUUGAAACUCCAAUGUUAUCCUUAGAAAUUGGUGCAAAACAAAUUCAGACACUUCAGGAAAUGGCCAAGUGUUCUCUUAUUGAAUGUGUUGAAUUAAGAAGUGAGCAGAUUGGUGAAACCAUGAAAACAGUGACUGAUUUAGAAGAUAAAGGAGAAGUCUUGAUGACAGGCAGUGAAGCAGACAAUGAGAUUCUUGAGAUGAACAUAGAAAAAGAAGGCAUACUGUCUCAAACAACAAUGGAAACUAUCAGUGAAUCACUAAAUCAAGAUACAUGUGAAGCUUCAGAGCGUGACGUCAAUCGAACAGAACUUGUAGAGGAUUCACCAGAUCCUGCAGAAGCAAAAACUGAAUUAUUGAAGUCAGAGGUUCUGGAGGAAACCCAAUAUUUGCAGGGGAAAUCAGAGAGAUACACUGAGAACAUCAAGACAGAGGUUGGACUGUUAAGUGAAACAGACACCACAAUUACACAAAGUAACCAUUGCAAAACCGAUGACAAGCAAACAGAUGAAGCGAUAGAUUUAGAUGUUCAGGUGAAUUAUGAAAAUGAAGAAAAACAAACAAAAAAUGAAGCACAUAUUGAAAAAGAAGUUGCUAUAUCCAUCAAGCAUAGGGCAAAUAUUGAGUUAGAUGGUUGUGAACGUAAGCAAGAGCUAAAAGAAACUGAGGACACUGAACAGAAAGAUGGAAAAGAAGAUUUUGAUCAUUAUAAUGAAGAUGAUGGUGAAGAGGGUGUAAUGAGGACAGAAGCUUUAGACGAAACAGAAGUUACCGACCAAUCUGUCCAAGAUGUAGAUCAGAAAACGCUGAUGAAUAAGAUGGAGUAUGAAGAGACAGAAAACAUCAGGAUUGCAGAAGAUGCCAGAGACCUUCUCGGGGAAAACGUAGUUAAAUAUGUAUUUGAUAAAGAAGAGCAAAUCAUUUAUACGGAUCAGGAGAAAACUGAGAGUGUUGAGGACAAAGAAACUGAGUCACUAGUGAAAGAUGAAGGGCUGCCUUCCAGUCUGGGGAGUUUAACACAGGAUGAGGAAGACCUUUUGAAGUCUCUUGAGAAUAAAAGGCUCAGUUUAUUGGACGAAUACCCAAACUUUUCAGAAAAUGAGGGGGAACAGACACCAGAAAGACAAGUAAUAGAUGACAUUUUUAAAAAUGUGGUUGAGAUACUUGGAACUUCUGCUACAAGUGAGCCGGAUGAAAACAUUGAAAAAGAUGAACAACAAAAGUGUCUUGACGCUGGUGACUUACCAACUACAGAAAUUUUUGGUGAGAAGGAAGCCCAUGAGCAGAUGCUGGGAGAAAUCCGAACACAAUCUCUAUUAGAGUCAGUAGGAACACCGUCAGGGGGUUCAAAAGAAAUAUUUGAUGAUAGCAUUGCACACAAUGACAUAGGGCUGAAAACAUCGGUACAUGAAGCAGUAGAUGAAAUUUGUGAUGCAUUAGAGGACACCCUGCAGUCAGAUUUAUUAAAACAGGAUUCUCCUGAAACAGCAAAUCAUUCAGACCUUACUGUCUGUGACCUCCCUCAAGAACCAAGUAACAGACCAGCAAUCGCAUUAGUGAAUUCAGGGGAUUUGGACCAAAUUACUGCAGUCGCAACAUCUUUAGGAUCUUUUGAGGAAAUGAAGGCUAACAUAAGCGAGCUGCACAUUCAAGCAGAAGAUCAUUCACAAAGCUCUGAUAUGACCCCAUAUGAACCCUUAAAUGAAACGUUUGUGAAAGCAGCUGAGUUUGAAACUCCAAUGUUAUCCUUAGAAAUUGGUGCAAAACCAAUUCAGACACUUCAGGAAAUGGCCAAGUGUUCUCUCAAGGAAUGUGUUGAAUUAAGAAGUGAGCAGAUUGGUGAAACCAUGAAAACAGUGACUGAUUCAGAAGAUAAAGGAGAAGUCUUGAUGACAGGCAGUGAAGCAGACAAUGAGAUUCUUGAGCUGAACAUAGAAAAAGAAGGCAUACUGUCUCAAGCAACAAUGGAAACUAUCAGUGAAUCACUAAAUCAAGAUAAAUAUGAAUCUUCAGAGCGUGACGUCAAUCGAACAGAACUUGUAGAGGAUUCACCAGAUCCUGCAGAAGCAAAAACUGAAUUAUUGAAGUCAGAGGUUCUGGAGGAAACCCAAUAUUUGCAGGGGAAAUCAGAGAGAUACACUGAGAACAUCAAGACAGAGGUCGGACUGUUAAGUGAAACAGACACCACAAUUACACAAAGUAACCAUUGCAAAACCGAUGACAAGCAAACAGAUGAAGCGAUAGAUUUAGAUGUUCAGGUGAAUUAUGAAAAUGAAGAAAAACAAACAAAAAAUGAAGCACAUAUUGAAAAAGAAGUUGCUAUAUCCAUCAAGCAUAGGGCAAAUAUUGAGUUAGAUGGUUGUGAACGUAAGCAAGAGCUAAAAGAAACUGAGGACACUGAACAGAAAGAUGGAAAAGAAGAUUUUGAUCAUUACAAUGAAGAUGAUGGUGAAGAGGGUGUAAUGAGGACAGAAGCUUUAGAUGACACAGAAGUUACCGACCAAUCUGUCCAAGAUGUAGAUCAGAAAACGCUGAUGAAUAAGAUGGAGUUUGAAGAGACAGAAAACAUCAGGAUUGCAGAAGAUGCCAGAGACCUUCUCGGGGAAAACAUAGUUAAAUAUGUAUUUGAUAAAGAAGAGCAAAUCAUUUAUACGGAUCAGGAGAAAACUGAGAGUGUUGAGGACAAAGAAACUGAGUCACUAGUGAAAAGAUGA
Messenger RNA from Misgurnus anguillicaudatus (oriental weatherfish), 4877 nucleotides. Lineage: Eukaryota; Metazoa; Chordata; Actinopteri; Cypriniformes; Cobitidae. The record is from RefSeq and is a predicted model, not a curated record.